Messenger RNA from Cynoglossus semilaevis (tongue sole), 1836 nucleotides. Its product is annotated as 4F2 cell-surface antigen heavy chain. NCBI's taxonomy places the organism in Eukaryota, Metazoa, Chordata, Actinopteri, Pleuronectiformes, Cynoglossidae. Gene Ontology annotation, molecular function: L-alanine transmembrane transporter activity; L-leucine transmembrane transporter activity; aromatic amino acid transmembrane transporter activity. Gene Ontology annotation, biological process: phenylalanine transport; L-leucine import across plasma membrane; L-alanine import across plasma membrane. The record is from RefSeq and is a predicted model, not a curated record. The coding region runs from base 143 to 1657 and encodes 504 amino acids. Gene Ontology annotation, cellular component: basolateral plasma membrane; apical plasma membrane. The transcript has 9 exons.
GGAAGCAUUAUCAUCAUCGUCGUCGUCAUCAUCGUCGUCAUCGUCGUCAGUAGCGGCAAAGUUGCCAGGUUUUUGCAGGUCAGGUUUGAGUGCAUGUGUGACAGUGUUGUCAACUCUCAUCCGCACUUUACCUGUGGUUAAAAUGGUGCAAAGUGAGGAAACAGACAGCCUGACUCACAAGAUGCCGCUGAACGCAGGAGACCCCGGCUACGGCAGCGUGUCAGGCCCCAGCUUCCCAGCCCCGGGGGGCGGACCAGUGUCCGAGACUGCGCCGCUGCUCAUCCCGGAGCCCGAGCCGGAACCGGUGGAGCAGUGGCAGCCGCUGACCAAGGAGCAGCUGGAGAUGGCAGCAGGAGGUCCGUGGUGGAGGAGGAUGCGCUGUUACCUGGUGCUGGUGUUCUGGUUGGGCUGGGUGGCCAUGCUGGCCAUCGCCGUGGCCAUCGUCGUGAUUAGCCCCAGGCCCGUGGUGACCCCGUUAAAGUGGUGGCAGAAGACCCUGUUCUUCGAGCUGCAGCCCACCACCUUCAUGGAGGCGAAGGGUGGAGCAGAGGGAAUAAAUGCUCUGUGUGAGCAGCUUCCCUUCCUCAGUUCCCUGGGUAUCGGUGCAUUAAUCCUACAAGGCCUUUUCAGCAAAGAUGCAUCUGCUUCAAAUCUCACCGCAGCUGGACGAGGCUCGGAUACGUGGCCUCAAAUCCAACAUCUACUCACUGAGAGCAACAAAGCUGGUCUCAAAGUGGUCUUGGACUUGUGUGGUCUGGAUCCAGAUGACGCAAAGAUGCAGCCAAUAAAUGCAACAAACGGAGAUCAGAAAUCAUUAAGAUUCUGGUUGGAGCAGGGUGUAGCAGGGUUUGUCAUCUGUGACACAGAUGCAGCGUAUUCAGAAAAGGUUCUUUUGGAGUGGAGAGGUGCCUUCACUGAAUUCAGCAGUAAAGAGGAAGAGGAGGAGAGGAUUCUAGUGGUCAAACAAACUCAGCGCGUUCUGCCUCCUCUGGACACUGCGGGUCAGUCCAACCAAACACUGGUGGAUGUGGUCAUGAAGUCAAUCCUCCCUCCAUCUCAGCAUCUCCUGUCUGUGCAGGAAGUGGCGGUUGCUAUAGAGACGCACCUGCAACCACGAGAUGAGAAGAUGUGGCCGAGCUGGACGGUUGGAGGUGAAAGUCCACACUAUUUGAAGAAACUGCUCUUGCUGCUGACAAUGACCCUGCCCGGUACACCUGCACUGCGGUAUGAUGAAAUCCUUGACCAGAUACAGGGCACAGAGAAGGAGAGAAGAUCAGCUGUGGCUUUCUUCACCUCUCUCAGUCGCUCCAGAGCCAGAGAGGAAGCUCUGAUGUACGGCAGCUUCACUUUCCUCCCCUUUAACACCACCAACACCAACUCCUCCUCCACCAACUCCACUCUUGCCUCUUCUCCGUCACCCCCCACCACCCUGGCCUUCCUGCGCUCCUGGGGCUGCGUCCACUUCCUCGUUCUGCUCAACAUCGGCCCCGAGCCUCACGCCCUGGAUCCUGCCUGGGCUCAGAGUUUACCUGAAGCUGGUGUGUUUGUGACCAGUACUGGACUAGAGCGCCUGGGCUCCACGUCUCUGUACUCCCUGGUGCUGCAGCCACACGAAGCUAUCGUCAUUAAACUGUUUGAGCCGGGGAGCUACUCUUAAACUUUGUGUGAUUAAAACUAUCUCAUUCAGCACAUUUUAUUUCAGGUUGUGCUUCAUUAAUAGAAAAUAAAGAAAUGAACAGUGUGUGUGGUUUUUAAUUUGCUGAUGAGGGAAAAAUGUCUCCAAUUGAAUUUGAAGUGUGGUGAAAACUAUUCAUUAAAUAUGUAGUGUGCAAACCA